Messenger RNA from Cotesia congregata, 3393 nucleotides. Lineage: Eukaryota; Metazoa; Arthropoda; Insecta; Hymenoptera; Braconidae. The record is from the annotation of a GenBank genome assembly.
AUGUGGAUAAAACCACAAGAAGUAUUACUUGCAAAUGCAUUUUGGGUCACAGAGAAAGCAACAGUUUAUUUUGUAUUACAACGGCGUAAAGGACAUGGAAAAAGUAAAGGACUGUCGUCAAUAUUGGUGGGAACGAUUGACAGUGUUUUCGACACAAAACCACCGCCUUUUAGAAUACUCCACCAAACACCGUCUUCAGAAGUCUAUUGGGCUGUCGCAUGUUCCUUGACACAUGAAGAAAUAUUGCAGAAUUGGGACUGGUUACAUUCGAACCUUAUGGACACCUUGAAGAGUUUUGAUAGCGAGGAAGAAAUAACUGAGUUUGUUUGUUGUAAAAUCCAGUCUAUUAUUGCUAAUAAUGUGCCAGAUUGUCAGUUUGCAGAAGAAGAAGAUCCACAGUCAUUCAAAACAGCGUCAUACAAAUUUCACCAACUGUUUAAUUUACCGAGUGAAGACAAGCUUGUUAAUUACUACUCAUGUAGUUAUUGGAAAGCUAAAUUACCUCGACAAGGGUGGCUGUAUUUAUCAGUUAACCAAUUAUGUUUUUACGCAUAUAUACUUGCUAAGGAAACAAAAUUAAUAAUAAGAUGGGCUGAUAUUAUUGCUUUGGACAAGACUAAUUCUUUAGUAUUUCCUGACAGUAUUCGUGUCGUAACGCGAGACAAUAAAGAGCAUUAUUUUUCAAUGUUUUUGCAUAAAUCUGAGACCUACUCGUUGAUGGAGCAACUUACGAAUAUUGCAAUGAAACGUCUGAUUGAUGAAAAGAGUGGUUUUAAUGAAGACAGAGAAUUGUUAAAUAAAUUAAGUAAAAAUGUACCGAAGAAGCCUUCAUUUUUAAAACGUGAUCUUGAUGCAAGAGCACAUUCCGAGUCAUAUAGAUUACAGUUUAGAUUACCCGGAAACGAAAAAUUAGAUGGUAGUAUUGACGCAACUUUGUGGACACCGUAUAAUAAACGUCAUGUCUGGGGGAAAAUUUUUUUAUCACAAAAUUACCUUUGUUUUGAAAGUCGUGUAAGACAAUUAGUAAGCCUAGUAAUUCCAUUACGUGAAGUAAGACUAGUCGAACCAGCGGAUCAAUCACCAAACUCAUCGACAUCAACGGACAAAUCAAUUCUCGUGACGACACCUCGUUCAUCAUUUUUAUUUGCUCAAAUUCACGAUCGUGAUUUUGUCGUCCAAAAAAUAUCGGAACUCUUGGCCAAAACUAAGUCAGUUCAAUUGAGUUCGAAUCAUGUAUCGCAUUAUCAAUCAAAGGAGGAAAACGAUAAAAAAAAUAGUUGGUCACCACAGCCACCACUGAUGACACUAUUCAAAGCGCCGUUGAGUAUAGAAGCUGCUGUAAAGCAAGAGUCUAAAGAAAAACAAUGGGAAUUGCAUUUUGCUGAGUACGGCCGUGGGAUAACUAUUUAUCGGACUGUAGAAACCGCGAAACUGGUGAUUCAAGGUGUACCACAAACUCUUCGCGGUGAAGUUUGGUUGACAUUUUCCGGCGCUAUUAAUGAGAUGGCGAUGAAUCCUGGUUUGUAUCAAUCGUUAGUGAAUCAAUCGCUUGGGAAAUCGUGUCAAGCUAACGAAGAAAUAGAACGUGAUUUACAUCGAUCGUUACCAGAGCAUCCAGCUUUUCAAUCUGAUACAGGAAUAAGCGCUUUGAGACGAGUAUUGUCUGCUUACGCCUGUAGAAAUCCUCAAAUAGGAUACUGUCAAGCGAUGAACAUCGUAGCGUCAGUUCUACUGAUCUAUUGCUCAGAAGAAUCAGCCUUUUGGCAACUAUGUAACGUCUGUGAAUCUUUACUUCCUGACUACUACGACAGACGAGUAGUAGGUGCUUUAGUAGACCAAGGGCUUUUGGAAGAAUUAGCCGCCGAGCAGUUACCAACUCUUCACGCGAAACUUCAAGAACUUGGCUUAAUACGAGUGAUAUCGCUGUCAUGGUUUUUGACAAUAUUUCUAAGUGUGAUGCCAACAAGCAGCGCAGUAAACAUAAUGGACUGUUUCUUCUACGACGGUGCUAAAGUAAUAUUCCAGAUAGCGCUCAUGGUGCUGGAGUGGAAUCAAGAUAAAUUGCUGGAGUGUCGCGAUGACGGAGAAGCCAUGCAAUUGCUGACUGACUAUCUCGGUGGAGUUUACAAUGACGAGGGGCCUGUUUUGCCACGACCAGUUGACAGCGCUGUUCCCCCAAGAAGUAUAUCAGUCCAGACUUUGAUAUUCGAAUCGUAUUCACGAUACGGGACGCUGUCAAUCGGCAGGAUAGAGCGACUGAGAUUGAAGCACAGAUUGCGCGUCGUUCAGCAUUUAGAAGAAGGUAUAGAGAAAAAUGUGAUAAGAAGCGUCGUUGUAGAUAAAUUUAUGACGAGCGAGGAGCUACAAGAGCUGCUUAGUUUAGUCCGGGAAGAGUUGAUGAGUCAACGUAAAUCCGAGCCUGAGAGAUACGAUCCGACCCAGCCGCCUUACGAGGCAUACAAAGUUGACUUUGAGCUAUUUCGAAUCCUCUUUGGCGGUUUAUCACCCUGGGGAAAGUGUUCGCAGGCUGAAUCGCUCGCUGCGAGAUUGUUCCGUCUGAUGGAUCGCAAUCAUGAUGGGUAUCUAAAUUUCCGUGAAACUGUACAGGCUAUUGGUAUCACCGCGACUGCUGAUGCUGCUCAACGAUUGAAAUUACUUUACACACUCCAUUUACCGCCCCUGUUGACCCCAGUCGACAUAGAUUCGCCUACGCACUCUGAUGGUGCUGAAAUAGCUGCUGAGGCUACGGAUUUUUUUGAUACCAUGGAACAGAGUGUUGCCUCGUUAGAUUUGUCAGUUAGUCUCGCCGAGGAGCCGUCUCCUAGUGGAUUGUCACGCUCGAUUAGCCUCAAUAGUCAACAAGGUGAUCAGUUUUGGGAAAGUCAGAGUAUGGGAAGCUUGAGGUCAAUGCUAGAUUCUAAAGAAAGUCCUUUGGAGCUGAGAAAUGUUCCGAAAAUGUCCCAGAGGCACUUUAUUGCGCUUUGGAAAACUCUUUAUGACAUGUUUCCCACGCAGCCGGAAGACCAAGAUAUUUAUCAUUCAAUUGCAUCAAUUGGUACGUUAUUGCUGCAGCUAGGAGAUGUUGGUAAAAAAUUUUAUGUUGAUCGUGAAGAAUCUGAGGAUAGCUUAUUACUAGCUGCUGAUAGUCAAACAAAAGCGACUCGAAUUGAAAGAUCUCCAGACCGUAAUGGAAACCCCUCGACGAGUAUCUCAUCAGCAGAUCCAGACUGGUCAAUAACUGUCGAGCAAUUUCUCGCUUCGGCAUUAAAUGGUGCACCCAUAACUGAAUUUUUUAGCAAACGUGCUAAUUUAAGUGAAGCUAUUGCAACACUUCGCAAUAGAAGAUUUAACCGAGUACAUUCAUUGUCUGAUACGCCCGUUCUACAUGUAUAG